Molecule: messenger RNA, 967 nt
Organism: Trachemys scripta elegans
Lineage: Eukaryota; Metazoa; Chordata; Testudines; Emydidae
Product: pulmonary surfactant-associated protein D-like
Exons: 5
Coding region: 38-790 (250 amino acids)
Biological process (GO): surfactant homeostasis; positive regulation of phagocytosis
Cellular component (GO): multivesicular body; rough endoplasmic reticulum
Source: RefSeq, a predicted model, not a curated record
UCUAGCAAACAGGAACUGCAGAGCUAGGAAUCAAACAAUGCUGCUGCUUCCAAUAUUCAACACUUUUGUCUUGGUGUUUACUCUGGUGACAACUUCCAACUCAAAUCCUGCUCAGGUUGUCCAAAAAUGGGAUCAGAAUGCAUGUACACUUGUUGUGUGCGGACCUGCUCAGAAUGGACUACCAGGAAGCGAUGGGAAAGAUGGCCCUAAAGGGGAAAAGGGAGAUCAAGGAUUAAGAGGGAUACCAGGUCUUCCAGGAAAGGAUGGAUCCCCUGGACCAAAAGGAGACAUAGGUGCAGAAGGACCAAAAGGAGACUGUGGAGGCAGAGAAUGUGAGCUUUUAAAAACUGAAAUAAGGGAUUUGCAAGAACAACUGAAGACCCUGAAAGCUACUGUCAGCAAAAUUCAAAAAGCUUGGAUUUUCAUAAAUGGCAAUAGUGGCAGUGAAAAAACAUUUCAAGCCAAUGGCUCUGAAGGUGACUUUGAGACCUCAAAAGUCACAUGUUCCCAAGCUGGUGGCCUGAUUGCUUCUCCAAGGAAUUCUGCAGAGAACAGUGCCAUACAACAAAUAGUAGUUCGUCAUAACAAAGCAGCAUAUAUUGGAAUAAAUGAUAUACAAAUAGAAGGUUCAUUUAAGUAUCUCAAUGGUGAAGCAAUAGGAUACUCAAACUGGGCUCCAGGAGAACCAAAUAAUGUUGGUGGAAUUGAAGACUGUGUAGAAGUAUAUCCAGAUGGCAGAUGGAAUGACAAAUCCUGUAAUGAAAAACGGUUAAUAAUCUGUGAAUUUUAAUUUCCCUGACCUUGUGAUUUUCAUUAAAAUCAGUUAGUGCAAGUUGGCUUGCAGCUUUAAUAAUUAUAUAACCUUAUUGAUUUACAAUAGCCUCACAUUUUGCAUACCAUGCGGCAUCAGUGAUGUAAACUUAUAGAUAUACUGAAUCUUGUUGAGAUUUCUAUUAUGAUAAAUUAA